UGCUAUACGUCAGUCCCACUGAGGCGAGCAGGGAGUUAACGGCAGGCAGGAUGUUGCGGCUUCGCUGUAAGACCAAAAAUGGGAGCCACAUAAUGCAGGGCUUGACUCAUCAGUCCUGUGUGCAGGAGCUGAAGAGCAAGGUGGAGGAGCUGACUGGUAUUCCCUGUGAUGUGCAGAAAAUUAUGGUCGGAUACCCACCCUCCAGUCUUGACCUUCGAAAUGGAGACGCUCACCUCAAGGACUACCCCAUCAAAUCAGGAGACACACUCAUCGUUGAGGAGGAAAAAAACAAGCCAAAGCCUCAGGCUCUUCCCGCUGUCACUAAAGGACCUAAUCUGGAAAUGUCACCUGUGCUGGCACGCCGAGUGGUCCCAGCUGACAACUCCUGCCUCUUCACCAGUGUUUAUUACGUGGUGGAAGGUGGAGUGUAUGACCCCGCCUGUGCCCCUGAGAUGCGAGGUCUCAUCGCCCAGAUAGUCUCGAGUGACCCUGCGGCUUAUUCUGAAGCAGUGCUGGGGAAAACCAAUGAGGAGUACUGCACCUGGAUAAGACGUGAUGACACCUGGGGAGGAGCCAUCGAGGUGUCCAUCCUGUCUAAGUUUUACCAGUGUGAGAUCUGCGUAGUGGACACUCAGACAGUGCGAGUAGACAGAUUUGGGGAGGAUGCAGGCUACCACAAACGCGUUUUGCUGAUCUAUGAUGGCAUCCACUAUGACCCACUGCAGAAAGAGAUCCCCGGAUCCAACACCCCGCCCCAGACUAUCUUUUCAACCACAGACGACGUAAUCCUGGCCCAGGCCCUCGAGCUGGCAGAUGAGGCUCGCCGGAAGCGGCAGUUCACAGACGUUAACCGCUUUGCAUUGCGCUGCAUGGUGUGCCAGAUGGGCUUGGUGGGACAAAAGGAGGCUCGUGAGCACGCCAAGGAGACAGGCCACACUAAUUUCGGUGAAGUGUGAAAGUCUUGUCGUCUUUUCUUUCCUCUCUCACGAAUACAACAACCACCAACCCCCCCCCCCCCCCCCCCCCCGUCUGGCAACUCUGUUGGUCUGUCUGCUUGUGUGAUCCUCUACCUCACAUUAUCUGGCAACAUCUUUGGAGACACUGCAGGUACUGUGUUCAGCCUCUUACCUGCUCAGUAUUACUUUUUAACUACUGUCAGUUCUUACAGUCAGAAAUGCUACUGCAGUGCUCCGAUGUGAUUAAACCAUAAUGUUCAGAUCUGUUUUACUGGGUCAGGAUGCAAAAAAUUCUUAGGAUUUGUUUUGAUCUGUUAAGAUUACUCAUCGACCAGGUUGCACUGACAUAAACCAAAUUGGAUGAUGUGUCGUCAAUUAGAAAAAGCAACAAAUUGGCAGAACUAGACAAGACGAAGAUGUAUGAACAAAGAAGUUUAAAACAACCACUAAGAAUUAUUUGCACUAUUAUGACUGCAUUCACUUUUGUCUUAAACACAGCACACAGAGUUUGACUGUUAUUCAUGAUGUUGGUUAUGUAGCAUGUUUUUUUGUUUUUUUUGUUAUGUUUUGUUUUGUUUUUUAUUCUUACAUUAAUUAGCUCAACUUUAAAUGUCUGAAUAGUUCAGCACAGAUGGCCUGGGUUAAUGCUGAGCUGGAUUCAUCUAUAGGGUCACUCCAUGAAAACUCAGUCAGUGCCUCCUACCUAAACGCUUCGAUUGGGGGUGUAAUAACUUUAGCGUAGUAAUGGAGUCUCACAGUACACAGAGGUGGCUCAAAAUUUGAGUUUAUAUUAUCUUUAGGCUGAGAAAGGAUGACAGCUAGAAGAUGAUCCUGUAUCAAAAUGUAGGUAAAAAUUAAACCUUUCAUAGGCCAUAACAUUUUCUGUUACUCUACAUCAUCAAUGUUAAAUGGAUGAAAUCAAUGAUGUGUCCCUAUAUAAUAAAGCUAAAAACUAUACAAAAACUAUGCUGAACAAAAAUGUGAUUUUUUUUUUUUUUUUUGGUUUUAGAUUGGGACACUUGGAGUGGGUGUAAAAGUGAUUUGAUUUCAGUUUUUAACAAAACUUAACUGUGUUUUUCAGCCCUGAAAAUUUAAUGUGUACUUAAGAAUUUGAGGGCUCGAAAAUGCUGUAAAAAUUAAGGCAUCUUACAAAGCAUCAAAUUUAGCUGGAAGAGUUCUCAUAGCAUGAAGGUAAAAUUGUCCAUGGCUUCAUUAAAUAUGCCAGUGUUAUUGUACAAAAACCCCAGCUGAUUCUGAGGGGAUCAGGUGGGAACUUUUCUCAGAUUUGAGUGAUUUUUUUUUUUUUUUGUUUGUUUGUUUGUUUGUUUUUUUUUUUUUUAAAUGAAGUGACAAAUGUGCCAUUUGUGACAUCAAUCUGAAUUUGAGCUGUGGUCAAGUGAAUUGAGAUUGUGCAUUUUAAAUACAGUAUCAUAUUGCAAAAGCUGGUUAAAAAUUUGCUUAAAUACAUAUGUGGAUUUCUUUUGUUUUUUGGAUGUUGCAACAUUCUUCAUGAGUGCGCUUGUUUUAAAUAAGACAGCCCACCCCUCAAAAAAAAUACAAAGUUCAUGGUGCUGUAAAUGAAAUAUUUUACAAAAUCUGUAGCUCAUCAUUUUUCAUAAUGUGUGCCACAGGUUUUGAGGAGUGUUACUUUUUUUAAAAUUAUUAUUCUAGUGCACAAGUUUCAAAUGCUGUAAGAACUUUAAUUUGUUUUUUGUUUAAAUUACUGUAUACUUUGAACAAAUCAAGGUAAGAGAUGCAGUGUUUUGAGAUGAUUUUUGCUCUUUAACUGCUCAUUAUGUCAUUUGCUAAUAAACAUGAAAUAUUUCCAUCUCACGUUUGUAGCUCUAAAGUCGAUGGAUGAAUUAUGAGUUAUUAUUUACUGAAUUGUGUGUGUUAUCCAAAAACUGCCCUUCUUGUAUUGGUUGUUCUGGUUUUGUUUGUUUUUUUUUUCUCCCCACCACAACAGGAGUCUGUUCUCCACCAUCUCUUUGCUAAUUUCUUUGACACACACACACACACUGGCUGUAGUGGUGAAAUAAGCACUUAUUUAUGUUAAACUUCAGGUAAAAAGUGAUCAGAGAUUGAUAACUGUGGUUAGUUCUCAUUGUGGCAAAAACAGUGUUUCGAUGGCAGAGUUGUUGCCAAAAAAAAGCUUCAUGGCAGAGCCUUGACUGGACUUGAACUUGGUUCAGAUUCAUGUGGUGGUGGGAAUCAGUGAAAGGCAAAGGAACAAUUUGCUUUUUUGUUUGUAUGAUUUUUUUUUUUCCUCAUCUCUUACUUUAGGUACAUUAAUCACUGUUUACUAUGUAAUAAUUAACUUGCAUAAAGAUGAAAUGAUGAAAUGGCUUUGUUGCAUUCUACCAUGUUCUCAUGAUUAACAAUAACAGUGAAUGUUGCACACAAAGCACUACAGAAUAAACUGGAUUUACUUGAUUUUUUUUUUCUUUUCCAGUGUUGUGUCACAAUUAAAGGUUAUAGCAAACA
Messenger RNA from Archocentrus centrarchus (flier cichlid), 3440 nucleotides. It is a transcript of the gene yod1, whose product is annotated as YOD1 deubiquitinase. The transcript has 3 exons. Bases 51 to 956 code for a protein of 301 amino acids. The record is from RefSeq and is a predicted model, not a curated record. Gene Ontology annotation, molecular function: cysteine-type deubiquitinase activity; protein binding. Lineage: Eukaryota; Metazoa; Chordata; Actinopteri; Cichliformes; Cichlidae. Gene Ontology annotation, cellular component: nucleus; cytosol. Gene Ontology annotation, biological process: endoplasmic reticulum unfolded protein response; protein deubiquitination; ERAD pathway.